GUGACGCCGCUUGCUAAACCCGCCCGGUUUUUUAAUGACCCAGAAAUACGUCUGCAGGCUUUUUUUAUUGUCAAAGCGAGCCCCACCGGGUAUAGAAGGACCCAGGGUCUGCUAUUGUGGCAAAGCCUUUUGAAUUCUCGUACAGAUCACCCGUAACCAACAGCAAACAUGUCUCCUCACUUCCCGGCACUCACCCCGGACCAGAAGAAGGAGCUGGCAGACAUUGCCCAGCGCAUUGUGGCUUCCGGCAAGGGCAUCCUCGCCGCUGAUGAGUCUGUCGGCACCAUGGGAAAGCGGCUGACCCAGAUUGGACUGGAGAACACCGACGAGCACCGCCGCUUCUACCGCCAGCUGCUCUUCACCACCGACCCCAGCAUCAAGGAGCACAUCGGGGGCAUUAUCUUCUUCCACGAGACGAUGUACCAGAAGACGGACGGCGGCGUGCCCUUCGUCAAGCUCGUCAAGGACAAUGGCAUCCUCGUCGGCAUCAAGGUUGACAAGGGUGUGGUGCCGCUGGCUGGAACCAACGGAGAGGGAACCACACAGGGUCUGGAUGGCCUGGCGGAACGCUGCGCUCAGUACAAGAAGGACGGCGCCGACUUCGCCAAGUGGCGUUGCGUGCUGAAGAUCUCCCCCAACACCCCCUCCAGGCUUUCCAUCGUUGAGAACGCCAACGUGCUGGCCCGCUAUGCCACCAUCUGUCAGCAGAACGGCCUGGUGCCCAUCGUGGAGCCCGAGAUCCUCCCCGACGGAGACCAUGACCUGAAGACCUGCCAGUACAUCACCGAGAAGGUGCUGGCCGCCACCUACAAGGCGCUGAGCGACCACCACGUGUACCUGGAGGGUACCCUGCUCAAGCCCAACAUGGUGACCGCCGGCCACGCCUGCACCACCAAGUACACGCCCGAGCAGGUCGGCAUGGCCACCCUGACCGCCCUGCGCCGCACCGUGCCGCCCGCCGUUCCCGGCAUCACCUUCCUGUCCGGAGGGCAGAGUGAGGAGGAUGCCUCCAUCCACCUGAACGCCAUCAACAAGCUGCACCUGAUCAAGCCGUGGGCCCUGACCUUCUCCUACGGCCGCGCCCUGCAGGCCUCCGUGCUCAAGGCCUGGGGUGGCAAGAAAGAGAACCUGAAGGCCGCCCAGGACGAGCUGAUGCGUCGUGCCAAGAUCAACGGGCAGGCUUCCAAGGGCGAGUACAAGCCCACUGGCACCGGCGCCGCUGCCGGCGAGUCUCUGUUCGUCGCCAACCACGCCUACUAGAGCGGCCACGUGGCCCACCCCGUCCGCCCCCUUUCCGCACACGACCGCGAGAACGGCGCCCACCUGCGGUUCCCGCAUGACGCCGCCUGCUGUCGACGUUACCACCACCACCACCGCCACCACCUGCGGCCGGCUUGGCAGCAAACUGUUUAGCGUCUCAAUUGUACUGGAGCUCUUAAAAAAAAAACACGCGACAUUGGCAUUCGAUAAGCCAACCGUGUGUCCGAUGGUUGAAAUUGUAUUGGCAAGGUAUUGGCUUGUUCUGGUGUGUACUGGCUGAUGUUUCAGGAACAACAACAUCCGAUGUUUUUUGAGUGGUACUUGAAAAUAUUGCGUUUCGAGAUUGCAAUACGUGUUCCAACGAUCGAGAGUUCCGCCCGCAAUUGAGCGCUGGCAGCACCCCCCUCCCCGUCUUCCUGUGCAGUCUGCUCUGGUGUUGCAUCUCAACCCAGCCACCGUGUAGUCUCGUGUACCGUGGUCGUGUUGGUUGUGUGUUCGUGAGCUUGUACCAGCAGACAUUACUGUAAUCUAUACAACUUGUAGCCAAUAUUGAGCAAGCAGAUAAAGUAACCACCAAAAGAGUAACACUCCUGGUUCCCUGUAUGCUGUUCAAUAGGAAUAUUUGAAAUGAGGUGGACCUGUCAUUUCUCAACGUAUACUAUAGACUGCCUAUCAGAAACAGUGGGCAAGAGAAAUAUCGCAAAGGUGAUGAUUAUUGUGACUUUAGACUGCACCAGUGGACUAUUAUUUGUACGCAUAGAUAGAUUGCUCUUCAGCUAUUCCAUCACGCGAACCUAACGGGUCUAGUUAUUUCACGUUUGUGCAUUAUCCUACUCCCCAAAGUGAGCGUGUGUGUGCGUGCGCGUGAGCGUCUUUAACCUGUUGUUGUGUUGGGUGUUGCUGCUUAUUAUAGAGAUUAUUAACAUCGAGGGUUCAACCCGUCUCCCCAGGCUUAUGAAUGUGGCAGGCGACUGCUGGUCAUGUAAUGUACAGUGUCUGUGCUGUGAAGAGGUGAUGUGCACUGAGCAUGAGCAUACAAUAAAAAAGGAGACUUAGA
Molecule: messenger RNA, 2317 nt
Organism: Lethenteron reissneri (Far Eastern brook lamprey)
Lineage: Eukaryota; Metazoa; Chordata; Hyperoartia; Petromyzontiformes; Petromyzontidae
Product: fructose-bisphosphate aldolase, muscle type
Biological process (GO): glycolytic process
Molecular function (GO): fructose-bisphosphate aldolase activity
Source: RefSeq, a predicted model, not a curated record